Messenger RNA from Knipowitschia caucasica, 264 nucleotides. Lineage: Eukaryota; Metazoa; Chordata; Actinopteri; Gobiiformes; Gobiidae. The record is from the annotation of a GenBank genome assembly.
AUGGUUGCGCUUGCCCGGAUGUUUCAGAGUGACCGUCCAGCAACGUACUGUAAAGUCAAUGUGGUUGUGCCUAUUCUACGCUUGUGGUUGGACGUCGAAUUGGACACAAAACCUGACUUCAGACUGUCCAGGCAGGCCAUGCAUUCGCUGCAACGUACAACGGAGACGUGCUGGAACCUGAUGGUGAUGCAACAGACAUCCUGGACCCGGAACUUCCUCUCCAUGAAGCUGCUGAGGAAUAUGAAAGGGCAGGGACUGCAAUAA